AUGAAGCUCCACACCGAUCCUAACCCUAUCUUUGACGUAGGAGCUCCUACUUCAACCGGCGGGCUAAACCAAGUCACCCACAUCUGCGACGUGCUCGGAAUUACACUCAAUGUUGAACCGCCCCGCUCCGAAUACAUGCACGGAUGGGGCAUAGACUGUCUCGACGCGAAACAGGUUGUCUGUUCAUGGAACGUGACUAUCGCUGAUACAGAGGGGAAACCGACGUCGCUCACCUUCGACAUCGUCGAAGGAGACUCACCACUGGUCAUAGGAUUAGACAUAGGCAGGCAUACGGACAGCCAUAACCUCACGGACAAGCCGUUCAUUAAGAUCUUAAGACCACACGACAACGCCCCGCGAAGAUUCAAUACAUAUAUUGCAGCAGACGAUAAAAGAAACCCCGAUUGCAUUAGGAUGAGAGUGGAACUUGCCCCGAGACCGCAAACGGCUAUUGGUACACUCCUGACGAUACUAUCGUCUAGUAGUACACACGCGCGCGAGACGAGCCCCUAA
Chondrus crispus (carragheen) is the source of this 513-nucleotide messenger RNA. RefSeq lists its product as hypothetical. The record is from RefSeq and is a predicted model, not a curated record. NCBI's taxonomy places the organism in Eukaryota, Rhodophyta, Florideophyceae, Gigartinales, Gigartinaceae. Bases 1 to 513 code for a protein of 170 amino acids. The transcript has a single exon.